Myotis brandtii (Brandt's bat) is the source of this 2507-nucleotide messenger RNA. RefSeq names its product G protein-coupled receptor 61 (gene GPR61). Gene Ontology annotation, molecular function: G protein-coupled receptor activity. The transcript is spliced from 2 exons. The record is from RefSeq and is a predicted model, not a curated record. Bases 218 to 1573 code for a protein of 451 amino acids. Gene Ontology annotation, biological process: G protein-coupled receptor signaling pathway. Gene Ontology annotation, cellular component: plasma membrane; signaling receptor complex; endosome. NCBI's taxonomy places the organism in Eukaryota, Metazoa, Chordata, Mammalia, Chiroptera, Vespertilionidae.
CCUGUUACCGGCCCGGGGCUCCGCACAGCCGCCCGCCUGCCUCCAAGGCUGGCCCCCGGAGCGUGUCUGAGAGACUCCCGCAGGAGGGGCCCUCUCCCGCCACCCCCACUCACAGCGCUGGGAAGCCUGGGCCUGGGCUGGCCAUCCCAGGGUCACUGGACUAGGAUGGGGGAUGGGCCUGUGACAGGAGGUGCCCUGGGUGUCCUCUUCCGGCCCCAUGGAGUCCUCACCCAUCCCCCAGUCAUCAGGGAACUCUUCCACGCUGGGGAGGGCUCCCCAGACCCCCGGCCCCUCUACCGCCAGCGGGGCCCCGGAGGCGGGGCUGCAGGACGUGGCCUCGGAGUCCGUGGCCCUCUUCUUCAUGCUCCUACUGGACCUGACCGCCGUGGCCGGCAAUGCCGCUGUGAUGGCCGUCAUCGCCAAGACCCCCGCCCUCCGCAAGUUCGUCUUCGUCUUCCACCUCUGCCUGGUGGACCUGCUGGCCGCCCUGACCCUCAUGCCCCUGGCCAUGCUCUCCAGCUCCGCCCUCUUUGACCAUGACCUCUUCGGGGAGGUCGCCUGCCGCCUCUACGUGUUCCUGAGCGUGUGCUUUGUCAGCCUGGCCAUUCUCUCCGUGUCGGCCAUCAACGUGGAGCGCUACUAUUACGUGGUCCACCCCAUGCGCUACGAGGUGCGCAUGACGCUGGGGCUGGUGGCCUCCGUGCUGGUGGGGGUGUGGGUGAAGGCCUUGGCCAUGGCCGCCAUGCCCGUGUUGGGGAGGGUCUCCCGGGAGGAGGGGGUGCCCAGCAUCCCGCCAGGCUGCUCACUCCAAUGGAGCCGCAGUGCCUACUGCCAGCUGUUUGUGGUGGUCUUUGCUGUCCUCUACUUCCUGCUGCCCCUGCUCCUCAUCCUGGUGGUCUACUGCAGCAUGUUCCGGGUGGCCCGCGUGGCCGCCAUGCAGCGCGGGCCGCUGCCCACGUGGAUGGAGACGCCCCGGCAGCGCUCGGAGUCUCUCAGCAGCCGUUCCACCAUGGUCACCAGCUCGGGGGCCCACCAGACCACCCCGCACCGGACGUUCGGCGGCGGGAAGGCGGCUGUGGUCCUCCUGGCCGUGGGGGGCCAGUUCCUGCUCUGCUGGCUGCCCUACUUUUCUUUCCACCUCUACGCGGCCCUGAGUGCUCAGCCCACGUCCACGCGGCAGGUGGAGAACGUGGUGACUUGGAUCGGCUACUUCUGCUUCACUUCCAACCCCUUCUUCUAUGGAUGUCUCAACCGGCAGAUCCGGGGGGAGCUCAGCAAGCAGUUCGUCUGCUUCUUCAAGCAGGCUCCCGAGGAGGAGCUGAGGCUGCCCAGCCGGGAGGGCUCCAUCGAGGAGAACUUCCUGCAGUUCCUGCAGGGGACCGGCUGCUCCACGGAGUCCUGGGUGGCCCGGCCCCUCCCCAGCCCCAAGCAGGAGGCUGCGGCCGUGGACUUUCGAAUCCCAGGCCAGAUAGCUGAGGAGACCUCUGAGUUCCUGGAGCAACAACUCACCAGCGACAUCAUCAUGUCAGAUAGCUACCUCCGUCCGGCCCCCUCGCCUCGACCUGAAUCCUGAUGGGCUGCUGGACUCGCGGAGGGAGGUGGGGCCGGGCCGGUCAGGACUGCGAGGAGGGCCUGGUGGCUCACCUCUCCCCAGCCGGCGGGGGCUGCGGGGGCUCCGCACACGGCCUCUGCUUAGUGUUUUCUGGGCCGGGAACAGAGCCAGCAGGAUGGACAUGUUUGCCUUGGACAUGGCUGUGAUCCUUGACUACGGGGGGAGGGGACCUGGUGAGAUGGUGACGAGAGUCAAGGGUCACGAAGGACUGGCCUCCCUGAUCUCUCUCCUCAUGGCCGUGACCCACCUCCAGCCCCUGGACCAUCGGGUACAGAGACUAAGGUUGGGAAUGGGUUGGUCGGGUGGGGUUUCUGUGGUCCAUUAAAUGCCUCCCUGCUCCCAUUCAUCGCUCUCAAAAUUAGCUUCAGUAACAAAGACUUAAAUCUCUCUCCUAUCGGCAGCCCUGGGUUGGAGAGAGGGCACAGGAGUGGGGCUCAGCUGUUCGCUGGUUGAGACUGUAGGAACGGUGUUGGUUGGCAUUGGUGGCGGUAUUCUCACGGGCGGGGGAAAUCAUUGCAGACUGGACAGGGCAUCCACCUGGGACUACUUGUCCAUCCACUUCCCUCAGCCGAAUCGGGUAACAUUACAGGGCUGAGGCAGGACCAAGGGGGUGGUGUAGUCUGUAUUUGAACAAAUGCCUGGCUCACUGAGCAUCCAAGGGGAAGGUGGCCUGGUGGGAGUGGGAUAGUUUCCCCUUUGAACAGCCAAUAAAUACUUUUUAUUACAAAAGUUAUACUGAUAUCAACAUUGACUCCUUCGGUUUGAUUCAGUGCAUCAUAGUUGAAUACCCACAGAGAGGAUGUGAAGACACUGUCUUCAAGGAGUUCAUAGUCUAAUUUGACCAAGUACCUUGUAUUUUUUAAAAACAUAUUUUAUUGAUGUUUUACAGAAUGGA